AUGUUUUCCUUCGCUCUUACAGCCGCUCUCCUUUUGGCUGAGCUGGCCAGCUGCCACCGACUCCGUGGCCUUCACAGCCGCGCGCAUGCUCUCCCUCACGGCCCUUCGACGCACGCAGACCUCGCCAAGCGGAGCUCGGAGGACCUCUUUGUGCGAAUCUCUCACGACCGGCCCAUCUUGGUCCCCACCCGCGACGACCACCCGCAGAGGCCGGUCGGCAUCAAGGCGGACGACGCUCCGAUCCAGACGAACAAGUUCUACGCCAACUUCUUCGCCGGAAAGCAGGACAACGCCACCUGGACCUACCCCUACUCGGUCUGGUGGUCCAACGACACCGUCAAGCACGGCCACGGCCUCUCCGUCUCCCACACGGACCGCGGCGAGUUCGUCUACGGCGCCGGGGACCCCGCGCAGUCGUUCGAGGAUCCCUUGUUCCAGCAGUCGAUCGCCCUCUCUGCGCGGGAGCUCCAGAACGGCACCGUCCUGACGACGGACUCGUUGACGGCGUUCGCCGUCAACGUCAACCUCGCUCCUCGGAAGGGCGCGAGGCCGGUCGUCACGUUCCCCCUCGUCCAGGGUAUGGCUUUCGUGACGGGCGUGUACAGCGACGCGACCGUCCUCAUCCAGUCUCAGAAGCACUUCUCCAACAUCACCGACCUUCGGCUGGGCUCCUACGGACUCGGCGCUGCCGUGUACGGCUGGAGUGCGCGGCUGAGUGAUGGGUCGACCUGGCUGAUUUACCUCAACCCGAGCGAGUACUCCCAGAGACCGACUCUCAGAAUGACGGACAAAGGCACGCUUCUGGGGCCUCGCGGGUUCACCGGGACCGUUCAGGUUGCCAAGAACCCCAGUGGGCCGUCCGGCGUCGAGGUCUUCAACAAGGCGGCCGGGGCCUAUCCUGCGGGUGCCACCAUCUCCGGAUCCGUCUCGGGCAAGACGGGGACCUACACGCUGGCAUGGACGAAGAAGGGCGUCACGCAGAACCCGCUGCUCAUGUUUGCCCUGCCUCACCACGUCAAGUCUUUUGACAGGACGACUGCCCAGGGCCUCACGAGCGUCACCCUGGCCGCCACCACCAAAGGCAUCGCAACCGCCACGUUCGCCGAUGCUUUCACCAUGGUCGAGGACAACCUCCCGACGGAUAUCAGCUUCGAUCCGUGGUCGCCUCGCCUGGGCUCCGUGGGCUCCAAGGGCGCACCGGGCGGCACGAUCUCAGACGAGGCCAAGGCGGCCGUUGUCGAAGCGGCCAGGAUCGAGCUGGCUCGCGACGUUGUCGCGCUCACCAACCUGACCUCGAAAUACUUCAGCGGAAUCGCCUUCUCCGUGUACGCGAGGGCUCUCUACGCCGUCCACGAAAUAGCCGGGGACACCUCGCUCACGGACGAGGCGCUGCGUAAGCUCAAGUCGGCCUUCGACCGAUACGUCAACAACCAGGAGCAGAACCCCCUCCUCUACGACGAGGUGUGGAAGGGCAUCGUCUCGUCUGGCUCGUACGGCAACAAUGACUCGAGCAACGACUUUGGCAACACGUACUACAACGACCACCACUUCCACUACAGCUACUACGUCUACACGGCCGCCGUCAUCGCCCACUUCGACCCUGCCUGGCUGACCAAGAACGACGGCCUCAACAAGCUCUGGGUCGACAACCUGGUCCGCGACUGGGCCAACCCGUCCACCGAGGACCCCUUCUUCCCCUUCUCCCGCGCCUUCGACUGGUUCCACGGCCACAGCUGGGCCCGCGGCGUGCUCGAGGCGCCCGACGGCAAGGACCAGGAGUCCUCCUCCGAGGACGCCUUCUCGACCUACGCCAUCAAGAUGUGGGCGCGCGUCACGGGCGACGCCCGCACCGAGGCCCGCUCCAACCUCCAGCUCGCCAUCACCGCCCGCAGCCUGCAGUCCUACUACCUCCUCGCCGCCGACAACGACGUCCAGCCGCCCAGGUUCGUCGACAACCGCGUCGCGGGCAUCCUCUGGGACCGCAAGGUCAACCACACCACGUACUUCGGCGACGUGACCGCCUACAUCCAGGGCAUCCACAUGCUGCCCAUCGUCCCCACCAGCGCCUACGUCCGCACCCCGGCCUUCGUCCGCCAGGAGUGGGACCAGUACUUCGCAGGCAACAAGAGCGGCCACCUCACGGCCGCGGGGUACGCCGGGCACGUCUACGUCAACCUCGCCAUCGCGGACCGGCCGGGCGCGGUUGAGAGCUACGAGUUCAUGAAGGGUCUGACGCCGAGCAGCCCGUACCUCGACGGCGUGAGCCUGGCCUGGAACCUCGCCUACACGGCGGCCUUGGGCGGGAGCCUGAACUCCAAUUCGACUAUGAAUUCGACCAUCUAUAGGCGAGUCUGA
Colletotrichum higginsianum IMI 349063 is the source of this 2355-nucleotide messenger RNA. RefSeq names its product Glycosyl hydrolase family 81. Lineage: Eukaryota; Fungi; Ascomycota; Sordariomycetes; Glomerellales; Glomerellaceae. Gene Ontology annotation, cellular component: cell surface. Gene Ontology annotation, molecular function: glucan endo-1,3-beta-D-glucosidase activity; endo-1,3(4)-beta-glucanase activity. The transcript has a single exon. The record is from RefSeq and is a predicted model, not a curated record. The coding region runs from base 1 to 2355 and encodes 784 amino acids.